Messenger RNA from Scleropages formosus (Asian bonytongue), 4244 nucleotides. RefSeq names its product G3BP stress granule assembly factor 2a (gene g3bp2a). The coding region runs from base 233 to 1753 and encodes 506 amino acids. The transcript has 13 exons. Gene Ontology annotation, cellular component: ribonucleoprotein complex; cytosol. NCBI's taxonomy places the organism in Eukaryota, Metazoa, Chordata, Actinopteri, Osteoglossiformes, Osteoglossidae. Gene Ontology annotation, molecular function: mRNA binding. The record is from RefSeq and is a predicted model, not a curated record.
AUAAAACAUCUCCAGUUGCUUUAAACAGGAGCUGCAGGAAGGAACGUGACGCCCCCCCGCGAAGGUGUAAAAUACGUAAACACAUAAACAACUGGUUUUCGAAGCGCCACUUUUCAGAAUACAACAAAGAUAUUGCGUUAGAGGUGCUGUCUUUGCCUGUUCGUGUUGGAUUUCUAGCAGUGUUCAUUUCGGGAGUGUUUCAGACGCAUUUAAAGCAUUUCCUACCAAAGAAAUGGUGAUGGAGAAGCCAAGUCCCCUGCUUGUUGGGCGGGAGUUUGUGAGGCAGUAUUACACACUUUUAAACAAAGCACCUGACUUCCUGCACAGAUUCUAUGGCAGGAACUCCUCUUAUGUACACGGAGGACAAGAUGCUAACGGAAAGUUGGCGGAGGCAGUCUAUGGUCAAGCCGAGAUCCACAAGAAAGUGAUGUCACUGCAGUUUAGCGAAUGCCACACAAAGAUUCGACACGUAGAUGCCCAUGCCACCCUGAAUGAUGGAGUGGUAGUCCAGGUGAUGGGGGAGCUCUCUAACAAUGGGCAGCCCAUGAGGAAGUUUAUGCAGACCUUUGUGCUUGCCCCUGAGGGUUCUGUGGCAAACAAGUUCUAUGUGCACAAUGAUAUUUUUCGAUAUCAGGAUGAGGUGUUCGGAGAUUCAGAAACUGAGCUUGAAGAGUCAGAAGAAGAGGCUGAGGAAGACCAGGAGGAGAGGCAAGAGUCUCCUGAAGUUGUGCAGGACAGUCCCAACAGUAGCAGCAGCACCUACUAUGAGUCUCAUCCUGUAACAAAUGGUGUGGAAGAGUCCUUGGAGGAACAUGCUCCAGAGCCAGAACCAGACCCAGAACCAGAGCAGAAGUCUGAGGAUUCAAAACCUGAAAUUGAGAAGGUUGCUGAGGAGUCUGAGGAGAAAGCACCUUCCCCUGUGCCUGUGGAGACACCACCCAGCACUGAGGAACCCCCUAAGAAAUUCUCCUGGGCGUCUGUAACCAGUAAAAAUCUGCCACCCAGUGGAACGAUGCCUUCAGGAAUCCCUCCCCAUGUUGUGAAAGCUUCAAGCUCACAGCCCAGGGCAGAGAUCAAGCAGGACUCGCAGGCCACCACCCUCAGGGUUCGAGACCAACGCACACGAGAGAGACCUGGUUUUGUUCCACGAGGACCCAGGCCUGAUGGUGUGGCACCUGAAUCUCAGUCAGGCAGAACUUAUUUCAGCUUCAACAAAGGGAGAGGUGACUCAGAGUCUGGUGAAAUGGACACCAGGAGGAUUAUGCGGUACCCUGACAGUCAUCAGCUCUUUGUUGGGAACCUGCCUCAUGACAUAGAUGAAAAUGAGCUCAAGGAAUUCUUCAUGACUUUUGGAAAUGUUGUUGAGCUGCGGAUUAACACCAAAGGAGUUGGUGGCAAGCUGCCAAACUUUGGCUUUGUUGUGUUUGAUGACUCUGACCCUGUGCAACGGAUCCUGGGGGCAAAGCCAGUCAUGUUCCGUGGUGAGGUACGACUGAACGUGGAAGAGAAAAAGACCCGAGCUCUGCGUGAGAGGGAGAACCGGAAUGGAGGUGGCCCAGAUGACCGUCGGGACCUGCGUCGCACUGAGAGGGGCCCCGGGGGUCCGAGGGGCAUUGUGGGUAGUGGAAUGAUGCGUGACCGAGAUGGAAGGGGUCCCCCUCCCAGGGGAAUCAUGGCUACUAAACCAGGCCUGGGCUCAGGGAGAGGAGGCAGUCAGGCUGGAGAGAACCGCUUGGCCAACCAACGCCGCUGAAGGCUUACCCCGUACAGUUUGGAAUUAGUACUACUCAUCUUUUCCAUUCAAGUUAAAUCAACUUUUUUUUUUUUUUUUUUUGGGCUCCCCUUUCUUUUGGCUUUUGAAUGUGACACAGCCUGUCAAGUGUCUUUCCUCUUUUGAUGUGAAACAGACAUGUAUGUGUUAAACAAGCUUUUGGCUUAAUGUUCUCAUCUAGUUUUUCAAGAUUUCUCAAACCAACUCAGAAAAAAUCUGCAAUGUGAAAUAAGGGACUGAUACUUAACUUUACUGAUACAGCCCAUCAUUUGGAGAAGAUGAAUUUGUUUGCCUCAAGGUACUUUUGUGACUGCUUCAAGAAUUCCUCCUGCAUAUUAGUGACCCAUUACUGUUUGAAACGAGGUGCAAGUUUUGUGUAACUGGAAAAGGUUACCUUUAUUUUCUUAUGAACAUUGCUUAAAACAAGUUACAUUAAUGCACUCAUCAAUAUGCACUAAUCAGUACAAUGUAAUAGUACGUUGACAUCCUUGGGAUGGAUUGAGAGAACAUGCUAAAUGUUCUUCAUUUUGGUGAGGCUGAUCUGGACUUCAGCUUGCUGUGACCAAUUUUUUUUUUUUUUUUUUUAAUUUUUUUAUUCCCCUCCUCUUGCCCACCCUCCCUUUUUUGAUCCUUAUCUAUGCUUCAGUUAUUGCUGGAAAGGGAACAAGGGUUUUUUAUUUUUUAAAAAAGAGCAAUUCUGGACUUAAAAACCGAUAAGCUGAACACUGGUGCAGCGGAGGUGGCGUCUCCCUUUCGUCAUUGCUCGCAAACAGUUUUGUUUUCCGUCCUGCCCCUUUUCAGAAGCUGGGAUGGAAUUUGAAAGGGCAGAGCACAGUAAUAAACACACAGCAACAUCAGUUUACUGUCUUUUGUUUUCUUUACUGUAACAUAAAGCAUAAUGGUGCCUUCUGUGAUGUCCUCCUAGUCUUGUAAGUCUGUGAGGAGGUGGUUAUCUGUCAGUGGAGAUGCCACAGUCUUUGAAGACCUUUGCAAUAUCUAUGGGGACAGUGUUGCUGGUGUAUCUCAUCACCCAAAUCUUGUAAUUUAUUUCAUGUUCCAGAAUCAUUUUUAUACAAGAGUUUUAUAGUGUGCAUUUCUGGUUCAUAAGACAAAAGGUGCCUGAAUAAACUUUUUUUUUUUUUUUUUUGGGGUCAACUGUUGAUCACUUUGACAAAGUGUUAUGGUCUUACAUGAAUUUAAUGUUCAAAAUCUUAGAUUUAAAAGCUUAUGUAGAAUGAACUUUUGUUAAAUUAAAACAUGCUCCUACCCCAAAAUGCAAGUUCUUCUGAGGAGCUAUAUAGUCAACAUUUAGGUCAUAUCUUUGGGGGGGGUGGAGUUGCACUUUAUGUAAAGCCAUGGGCUUAUAACUACGUGAAUACAGAAGAAAAAUAUGGCUGAACAUGGUAAAGUGAGGGGAAAAUAAGGACACGAUUUACAGAAUUAUAGACGGGAUGAACUUAAUGAACCUUGGACUGACCGAACUCUGCAGACUGUCCAAAUUGUCACUGUGCAACAUAAAUUAUUGAAAUGGCUGCAAAACCAAUUAAACAUUUUUGUUAUGUGUUCCUCUGGGGUUUUGCCACAGAUUAUUCUGUGUCUAUCUUUAACUACUUUUUUUUGCACUACCAAAAUUGACUCCAGUGUAGUGCAUUUUUUGGUCUUCCUUUGUCUCACCCUGUACUAAUUUCCUUUAUUUUGCUUCUGUGGUUGUAUUGAACUGUUGCAAGGUUUGCUUUUAAAAAUCUUUUGCACCCUGAAAUAUUCAGGAUUUUAUUUUGAGUUUAUGUAGCUUUCUUCCCCCCCCUCCCUUUCCUGUCAGAUGCCUAGUGGUUUUCUUCAAACUUCUUAAAGCCACUUCAGUGCUCGGCUGGAUUCGAAUUUGCUGUCCUGUGGGCUGUGUCUUCACUCUCCUGUGGUUUUAUACCUCUUGUGUGAUCAGCAUUCAGGAUCAUGUAGAACUGCAGUCCUCUGUCUGUUUGGAUGCCUAAAAUGUGUCACAGAACUCUGUGUGUGGGACAAUGGUUCUGUCAAGGGGAAACAGAGUGAAUGAGCCGUGUCCCAGCUUGCAUGGAAAAACUGCAACAUCUUGGUACUGAAAAUCUGAAAUGGCAAAAAAAAAAUCAAAAUUUCUGCUUAGACUUAGGAGUUACUGUUUUAUACUUGACUGCAAAGUUUACGUGCUGAUGUGUGAUUUACACACCCUUUUCUCAGCUCCCUGCAAGUUUAAAAAAAAAAAAAAACUAAAAAAGGCUGUGAAACUGUUUUUGGUUUACCCCAUGUUGAAAAUGUAUCCCAAGUCAUUCCAGUCCUCUUUCUGUGAGUCUAUAUUAACUACUCUCAUAGGUUUUGCAGUUGUGGUAAAAAGCAGGUUACCAUCUUCAUUAUUCUAUAUAUAUAUAUAUUAUAUAUUUUUUCCAUCCAGAUAUGAACUGUAUUUUAGGUGGAGCAUUUCUUUUCCAUUUUGAAUGUGCUG